CUCAACGCGCGAUACGCCGUCACUACAGGCAACUACGCAGAAGGUUGAGAUUACUUCCACAUCUUCAGCCGCGCGCGGAUUGACUCCUCCGUUUGACGCAGUCCGGCGCACAAUGCGGGUCAAUCUACGUUUGCGCACGGCGAUGUCGAAGGCGCACACAGCGGCUUCAUGUUUGCAAUCUGGUAGUUUCAAGACAGAACUCCGCAACAUCUUCGGUGGCCAUUACAACGCACGUGCUUACAUUAAGGCAGCCGUCAUCAAGUGAGCAUCCUCUCCAGCAGCAUCCUUGGCCUCUUUUUGUUUUAAGGGAAUACGAAUUUUCCAAGGAUUUAAUAUGACUCGUCUCGUCAAGGAACAAGAUGCGAUGCCGCUGUACUUGCUCUAAUUCCAAGUGCAGAUGGGCAAAGCAUUUGCUAAACGGUGGAUCUGCUGCCACGUUUUGUAGUGGCAAACUUGCGAAUUUGUAUGCUGGUUCGUAUGUGAGAAAUUUUUACGAGAACGCGAUCGGAGGCAGUACGAAUUAUCAGACGGCGUAUAUGACGAUUUUUCAAGAGACGGGAAACUUGAUCGCAGAAUCACACGCAGAAUUGGUGAAUGACGCAGUGCCGAUAACAGACGCGGAACCAAACGCCGUUGGAGCUUCGGAUGUCGUCGUUGUUAGUAAUAAUUCAAGCUCUUCUAGUGGUAGCGGACGAGCAGGGCCUACUACGAUCGCGCCAUCUUCAUCAACAAAUGGUGGCACAACGACUGGCGUCACAAGUAAUUCGUCAUCAAAUUCACAACUUGUUCCGACAACAUCAAGCUCAAGUACUUCCACAUCCACUUCAACUACGUUGCCGCCUGUGAUACACGCGUUUGAGGCUAGUGUGGUUUUGCGUCUCACGGUGCCUUCUGGGACUCUGUGCAGUAAAGCCUUCAUCGUGUCGCAGCUAGAUGACGCUCUUCGCGAUGGUCUCGCCAGUUAUCUUCUCGUUUCUGCAACCCAAGUCGCAGUAACCGGUGGGAGCUGUCUUGUUGAAAAUUCAGGAGUGAGCGCGACGUCUAGAGCGUUGCAGGAGAAGAAGCAAUUGGAUGCGAUGAAAAGGCACCUGCAAGAUCCCGCAAACAGUGCUGGUAUUGGUUUUCGUGCGGAGAUGCUGUUCACAGUGGGUGGCUUUUAUUCCAUGUCAGCCGCGGAAACAGCCGCAGACAGGGUGUACUUGAGUGAGACUUCUGAGGCUUUGCUGUUUCUAGCCGCCAUGGACGCGAGUUUUCAGCAGUACGGAUUUGGAGUUACUAGCGUAGCUCAUGGGUCUCUCCAACCGAGAGUUUUUGUCGAGAUGGGAGGACACUUGCUUGGACUUGCGACUAGCAGUAGUGAGGAUGAUAGCAGUUCAUCCCCUGGUGCGAUUGUUGUUAUGAGAAUGAGAUGAUAGAUCAUCAUCAUCAUCAUCAUCAUCAUCAUCAACAUCUUGAGUGUGUGACCACAGAUCAUGGGUAAAACAAGUGCUGUAUUCCUUCUCACCACGUCAGGUCGUUUCUUGUUGAUAAUCAGAUGCAAGUUUCGCCUGUGUGAUUUUCAUCUAAGUUCAACUACCCCUACCUCACUCUUCUAACCUUCGCAUUGCUUUCGCUAUCCUCAUCGGGGUAUCAUUCGCAGUGCUAGCAGGAGUUUUUGCUUUCAAGGACCGUUUACCUGAACGGUAUCGAGAUCGUGUUGCUGCGAGACAAGAGGCGAUGAAAGUCCGUUGGGCUUUUUUGAAGGCUUGGAUGCGAGAAGAAGGAGAGGCUUUGAGACAGACGAUGAGGAAAGUAAAAACCAAGGUCGCAUCUUCUUCGCUGAUUCAGAAGCUUCAACAACAAGGAUUAGGAUCUUCAAGUAGUAAAACCAACAAGAUAGGCAUUCAUUUUCACGAUGGACAUGGAGAGGAACUGUCGUCAAUUGCGGAGGCGGACGGAAAGACUGCAUCUUCUGCAGGACAAGCUGGAGCUGCUCAGACGAAGACGAAGUAUCAGACAGGCUCAGUGCCUACAGGUCCUGAUACAGAGGAAGGACGAUACUUCAAGAGCCUUGACGAAGGUCAGGAUACACCUUCCGAGUCUGCAGAAGGAAAUGAUUUGUCUCAACAGCAGUAUGCAGCAGCUUACAACUACAAUCUUCUUCCUCCAGAAUACGCUUAUUACAACUACCUCUACGGUUACCGAGGUGCUGGAGACGCCGAGGGAGCAGGUGAACAACUAUAUGCGAUUACUAGCGGAGGUGGACAAGGUGUUGACUCAACAUCUAAUGCGGCUGCUCAACAAAAUAUAAUGGCGGCGCAUCAAGAAUAUUACCAGCAACUUGCGGCUGCAGCAGCUGGCGCAGGUGGAGAAAAUCAAUCAUCUUCUGCAAUUGCUGUAGACCAAUACAACUAUCAGCGGAACCAAGAGCCCGAGCCUGCGGCACUGACGAGUAGCAAUCUUGUGCAGGUGGAAGCUCGUUAUUUUCCAACUGCUCUUAGUGUGAUUGAUGAGGAGACACAGUCUCAAAUAGUGCAGUCACCGUCAGUUUACACUGGUACACCAAUGGCGACAACCGGAAGUGCAGCUGCACUUUUCGACAAUGGAGGAGGCCUUCAGUUCCCGGCUUCGAGUGGUGCCGCCACAGGCGUAAAAAUGUCUUCCACUCCGAGUCCUGGACAUGUUGACCGCCAACAAAGUAAUGGAAGUAGUGCUGAUGCAGCUGCUGUAGGGGUAACCACCAAUGUUGCUGGAGGUGCAGCCUCUUCAUCCUCAUCGGGAAGGAAGCCGCCACUACAACAGGAGCAGGAGCUACCGGAUCCUCCUACUCCGACUUUGCCGUACUCUCCCACCAGAGCAGCUUUCUCACGAGGAGGGGCGCUGGGCGUGCCGCCCCCACCAAAGCCGCCUUCACAGCCGCCUACGAAAGGAUCGAGUACACAGUCAUCGGCGUUCACUUCCCCAGAAAGAGCAAGGACUUCAUCAGCGGACAGUCCGAGUGCUUUUUAUCCUGCGCGAGAAGUGGUUGUGGACGAAAGGGUCGAUAGAUAAAGGGUGAAGCGAUAGAUGGCAAUAACAGCAAAAAUCUCGCGUAAACAUAUCACACUACUUAGUAACUAGGUCGAGGGUAGGAGAAUCUAAUAGAUGUUGUACAUCAAAGUCAACUACUUAGAAAUUCGAUACUUUUAGUUCUUGAAUGUUGAUGUUGUCUCGACAUGGGUUAAGAAGGUAAGUGAACAACGAGCUGAAACAAGUGCGUGCGACGGUGAAACAGUAUACUUCAACUUAUUCGAUGUUGGAUGUCUCAUUAGCAGCGAGCACCACAGGACUUUUACGAAGUGAUAGUUUCACUUUCUCGUAAAGUAAGCUGCUUCGUUCGUGGGAAC
Amoebophrya sp. A25 is the source of this 3365-nucleotide messenger RNA. The record is from the annotation of a GenBank genome assembly. Lineage: Eukaryota; Dinophyceae; Syndiniales; Amoebophryaceae.